ACGCCGCCCACAGCUGCAUGGGCGAGGAUAUCCGGCUGAGCCUGAAGACUGGCCUGUCAGUGGCUGCCAGGGAUUGCAGGACCGGGAAGAUGAUCGGGGUGCAAGUGAGUGUCUUGCUUGGCAGAGAGCAUCCUCAGAGACCCGCUCAACCUACUGCUGAGCUGGAACAAUUUUACUACGCCUUGGACAAUGUUUUAGACGAGUUGUUCAAGGAAAAGGCAGACAUGUGCCUCAUCAUGCUGCCCGUGAGCGUCCAUAAGGGCUGGAGUGCUCAUGCCAUUGAAGACAAGAUGAUUGUGAUGAGCAUGGAAGCAGGCUACUCACAGGGUGCCCAAACAGCCUGCACUUGCACCAACAACGCUCUCCAUAGGAACACGUUCGCAGACCUUGGUUACGAGACGAAGUAUACGCUGGAAGACUACAACCCGAGCAAGGAUAUCAAGACGGAUCUGUCUGAGAUGCAUGGUGAGCACGCCGCUCACCUCAUGGUUAAGGGAAUGCCGUGAGAAUCUGACCAAGUUCUACCAUGAAAUAAUUUCUUUGAA
Penaeus monodon (black tiger shrimp) is the source of this 545-nucleotide messenger RNA. RefSeq lists its product as uncharacterized. The record is from RefSeq and is a predicted model, not a curated record. NCBI's taxonomy places the organism in Eukaryota, Metazoa, Arthropoda, Malacostraca, Decapoda, Penaeidae. The transcript is spliced from 3 exons. The coding region runs from base 18 to 506 and encodes 162 amino acids.